Messenger RNA from Myotis daubentonii (Daubenton's bat), 3534 nucleotides. RefSeq names its product solute carrier family 25 member 18 (gene SLC25A18). The coding region runs from base 542 to 1483 and encodes 313 amino acids. The transcript is spliced from 11 exons. The record is from RefSeq and is a predicted model, not a curated record. Lineage: Eukaryota; Metazoa; Chordata; Mammalia; Chiroptera; Vespertilionidae. Gene Ontology annotation, molecular function: L-glutamate transmembrane transporter activity; L-aspartate transmembrane transporter activity. Gene Ontology annotation, biological process: malate-aspartate shuttle; aspartate transmembrane transport; L-glutamate transmembrane transport.
GGAUUGUAAAGCAACCCUUCCCAGAACUCAGCAGUAACCUGGCCUAUAUCUUGGCAUCCAGAAAAGUCAGAAGGUUCUUACUGAAAACAGGAUUCUUAGGACAUAUUCUUAGAAGUGGGGUCACAGGGUCAAAUGGAAGUUCCAGUUUUUAUUUUUUGAGGAAACUCCAUACUGUUUUCCACAAUGGCUGCACCAGUUUGCAUUCCCACCAGCAGUGUACUAGGGUUCCCUUCUCUUCACAUCCUCACCAACACCUGGCUAUUUGUUAAUUUGUGGAGGAUAGCCAUUCUGACAGAUGUGGCUCUCAAACAUGAGGUGAGUGUCAGUCUGAUCACUUUAUAGAGGAGGCAGCUGCAGUCCGAGGAGCUUGUGACUUGCUGGAAAGGUGGCUCCAGCUCUCUCCACCAACACCCUCUCUGCCAACGCGAGUUAGAGUCAAGGAUACGGACACCACUUCUUCCACAUCAGCCAACCAUCUGCCCUGAGGAGUGAAUAAGCAGCCUCUGUUCCAGGACCACCAGAGUCCUCAGCACCCUGAAGAAUGUCCAAGCAGGAUUUGAGUGUCACAGCAAAACUCAUCAAUGGAGGCGUGGCCGGGCUCCUGGGGGUGACCUGUGUGUUCCCCAUUGACUUGGCCAAGACUCGACUUCAGAACCAACAUGGAAAAGAUAUCUACAAAGGAAUGAUAGAUUGCCUGAUGAAGACAGCAAGGGUAGAGGGCUUUCUGGGCAUGUACCGAGGAGCUGCAGUGAACCUCACCUUGGUCACGCCGGAGAAGGCCAUUAAGCUGGCAGCCAAUGACUUUUUCCGACAGUUGCUCAUGGAAGAUGGGAUGCAGCGGAAUCUGAAGAUGGAGAUGCUAGCUGGAUGUGGAGCUGGAAUGUGCCAGGUGGUGGUUACCUGUCCCAUGGAAAUGCUCAAGAUUCAGUUGCAGGAUGCUGGGCGCUUUGUCCAUCACCAUGGUUCGGCCUCAGCACCUGCCUCUAGGUCCUACACCAUUGGAUCAGCUUCCACACACAAGUGUCCAUCUGCCACUGUCAUUGCCUGGGAGCUGCUUCGAACCCAGGGCCUGGCUGGUCUCUAUAAGGGUUUGGGUGCCACUCUUCUCAGAGAUAUUCCCUUCUCCAUCAUCUACUUCCCUCUGUUUGCCAACCUCAACAACCUUGGUUUCAACGAACUUACUGGGAAGGCUUCCUUUGUUCAUUCCUUUAUGUCAGGCUGUGUUGCAGGUUCCAUAGCGGCUGUCAUAGUAACACCUCUGGAUGUUUUGAAAACUCGAAUCCAAACGCUCAAGAAAGGUCUGGUUGAGGACAACUACAGUGGGAUCACUGACUGUGCCAGGAAACUCUGGAUUCAGGAGGGACCAUCUGCCUUCAUGAAAGGAGCAGGCUGCCGGGCCCUUGUCAUAGCCCCUCUCUUUGGGAUUGCCCAAGGUGUCUACUUCAUUGGUAUUGGAGAACAUAUCUUAAAGUGUUUUGAAUAAAUAUAGCUGGAAUUCAGGUCCCUUCACUGGCUUCCAUCUCUCUACCCACCAUGUAUUUUGUCCUGUAACUUGUAGUACUACCUAAGUCUCAGAAGAAACAACCUUAUUCUAAUAAGCAAGGUGGCUACAGCUCUAGUCUGCCUCAGAAGCCCCUAACCAACUACCUUUCAACAGAAGUAGUACAUGCUUUGGUUGUAUUAACUGUAGGACCUUAACAGACAGUAAAGAUAGGGUUGUUUCUACAUUUUACAUUUCUAUUUCACACCUCAAGCUCAGUAUACUUGAGUCAUUUGGAGGAUUUAGUUUUGUUAUUCUGAGCUAAAUAACUUACGGUUAAUCCUAGCAUUCAUUUUGGGCAAAAAGAGAAUCAAAAGUUCAAGGGGACCAUAUUAAGACCUCAAAGUCAGCACCUAAUUUAAGACCAACCAAGUCCUUUCAAAUUAUGGAUGGCUGAGGAAUAAGGCCAACUAAAACCAAGCAGCCAGGCCAAAGUCAGGGCAGCCAUCCUGCCCCAUUUCCUCCUUCUGAAAAACAGGCUCUUAAAGACCAACUAGAGGCUCGGGGCAUAAAUUCGUGCACCAGUAGGGGUCCCUCCGUCUGGCCUGCGGGAUCAGGCUGAAACCAGCUCUCCGACAUCCCUCAAGAGGUCCCGGAUUGUGAGAGGGCACAGGCCAGGCCAAGGGACCCCACCGGUGGAUGAUCUGGGCCGGAGAGGGACGCGGGAUGUUGACCAGCCUGGGAGGGACUGCGAGAGGGCUCCAGGGUGUGUCUGGUCCAUCUCACUCAGUCCCGAUCAGCCAGACCCCAGCAGCAAGCUAACCUACUGGUCUGAGUGUCUGCCCCUGGUGGUCAGUGCACGUCAUAGUGAGCGACUGAGCAGCCUUAGCAUAUCAUUAGCAUAUUAUGCUUGAUUGGUUGAAUGGAUGACCGGACAACUGGACACUUAGCACAUUAGGCUUUUAUUAUAUAGGAUGUCCAUGGAACACUGUCUGAAAUACAGUUGAACUAGUUAUAAUCUCGUCUUAUAACUAGCAAAGGAAGCAGACAGGCUGUGAUGAAUAGUCUGUCUUCUACCUUUCUGUGUCCAUUUCAAAACUGGCAUGAAAAUGAGUGGGAGGAAGAAAAGUGUUUAGGCUUAACACACAGUUAAACACCCCUCUUCCCCUUGCAAAAAAACCCCCACACACCUUAGUUUCUUUUCUGACACUGCCAAAGCUAGUAAAACUAUUUCCUCAAUAAAGCUGUCAAGCCCUCUAGAGGACAGAUAAUACUGAACACCUUAUGUGUAAGUGUGGAAGACUAUAAGGGGCUGAAAGGAACAUAAAAGGAACAUUUCUGAGUGAGGAUCUGGUAAAAAUGAGCAGAAAGUGCCAUAGGACCCAGGGAGGCUUAAUGGUUUCAAGUACCAACAGAUAUCAACCAGCAAAUGCUACCGAAAUUUGGAUAAUGGUGUCUUUUUUAGAUAACCACACUAAGAAUUUUACUCUCUCAAACCACACACUUAGAGUGUCUUGCAUAAUAAACUACAAUUAAAUUCACUUAAACGUUUUGUUUUAAUAAAUAAAGCAUCAUGGCUUAGAUUUUAAAUCACAUGUAUAGAUAAGGAACAUUUCUAAGCCCAAACAGGUGACAGUGAAGCUACUACUGCUGGAAGGAAUGCAUGCCCCACAUGUAUGUUAAACCUAAAGAGCAGAGACUUACCAGCAGAGCAUACCAUACUCAUAACCUCUAGACUAGAUAACUAGAAGCAGAGGAAGAUCACAAGUUUGGAUAAAGUCCAUGCAACAACUACCUGAUUUCUUCACCUUCAUGCUGCAGAACCAACUGAAAGUUGUGUUACUUUUAGAUAAGCUAGAAGUAGGUUUCCUGAUCAUAUUAAAGGAAACUUUCUCCCAUUGUUAACAAUUAGGCUAAGAGCAUUAGUAUAGAAAGAUAUCCACGAGUAAAUACAGAGUAUUAGAACAGCAAAGAGGAAGCUACAUAGAUCAUCUUGUUUCUUCAAAUAUCAGAAACUUCUACAUCAUAGCAGUGCAUGAAUUCCACCUCCCAAA